Molecule: messenger RNA, 1419 nt
Organism: Triticum urartu
Lineage: Eukaryota; Viridiplantae; Streptophyta; Magnoliopsida; Poales; Poaceae
Product: purine permease 3
Cellular component (GO): membrane
Molecular function (GO): purine nucleoside transmembrane transporter activity
Source: RefSeq, a predicted model, not a curated record
CAUAUCCUCAGCCCGCCGGCCGGCGCCAUCGUUGUCUCCAAAGCGCCGCGCGCACUAGCUUCCAAAAAUGGAGUCCUAGACAAGCGCCCUCCAGCUACCGUUCCCAGCACUCAGACACGCGCAGGCGCACCCUCGCAACGUAGGCAUGGACGUGGAGGCGCCCAAGGACGACGACCAGCGCCCCGCGCCGCCGGCGCGCGGCAAGGCGAUGCAGCGGUUCCUGGUGGCGCUCAACUGCGGGAUGCUCACGCUGGGCACCACGGGCGGGCCGCUCCUCAGCCGCCUCUACUUCAGCAAGGGCGGGCACCGAAAGUGGCUGUCCGCGUGGCUCGAGACCGGCGGCUGGCCGCUGCUGCUGCUCCCCGUGGCGGCCUCCUACCUCAGCCGGCGCGCGCACGACCCCAGCGCGCCGGUGGUGCUGACCCCGCCGAGGAUACUGCUUGCCGCCGCGGGGCUCGGUCUGGCCACCGGCGCCGACGACUUCCUGUACGCGUACGGGCUGUCGUUCGUGCCCGUGUCCACGUCCGCGAUCCUCAUCUCCACGCAGCUGGCCUUCACCGUCUUCUUCGCGUUCCUGAUCGUGCGGCAGCGGCUGACGGCGCUGUCGGUGAACGCGGUGGCGCUGCUCACCGUGGGCGCCGUGGUGCUGGGGCUGCACGUCUCCUCCGACCGCCCCGCCGGGGUGACCAAGGGGCAGUACUGGCUGGGGUUCCUGCUGACCCUGGCCGCGGCGGCGCUGUACGGGCUGGUGCUGCCGCUGAUCGAGCUGACCUACAAGCGGGCCGCGGGCGGCGGGCGCGUGGUGACCUACGCGCUGGUGAUGGAGAUGCAGCUGGUGAUGGGCUUCUUCGCCACCGCCUUCUGCACCGUCGGCAUGAUCGUCAACAACGACUUCCAGGCGAUCUCAAGGGAAGCGCAGACAUUCGAGCUAGGGGAGGCCCGGUACUACACGGUGCUGGUGUGGAGCGCCAUCCUGUGGCAGUUCUUCUUCCUGGGCGCCGUGGGCGUCAUCUUCUGCGUCCACACCCUGUUCGCCGGGAUCCUCAUCGCCGUCUUCAUCCCGGUCACAGAGGUGCUGGCCGUCAUCUUCCUGCACGAGAAGUUCACCAGCGAGAAGGGCGUGGCGCUCGCGCUCUCGCUCUGGGGCCUCGCCUCCUACUCCUACGGCGAGUACAGCGAGGCCAAGGCGGCCAAGAAGAAAGCGGCCUUGGAUGCCCAAGCCUCUGACUAAUAGUACACUUCGAUUCCAAGAAUUGUGAUUUGGAUUGUUGUGCUUGUCUGCUCGUAAGGCAUACAUAACCUGCCACCAGUGGUAAAUGGCACGGUUAUUGUCAUGACCCAAAAUUUCAGAACCUGGUAAAAAAAUACUGAUUUUCGUUCUAUUAGCUUAUGCAAUGUUAUUUACAAAGUUAUUCCAAA